AUGUAUGCUGACAGCAACACAUCUAUUCAAGAUAAACCCAACACAACAACAAGUCCUCCUCUGCAUUAUCACUUUCCAGACAAUUUUCUCCCCAGUGCAGUUUUCCAUCAGUUAGUGGUGAGGUGUAUAUCUGUAUUGCAAAGUCAGUCAAAACAGCCAAAUCCAGAAUUAUCCAAACAUGCAGCACAGUAUUAUUUGAAUGCCUCAACUAUCAUUACUCUAAAGAAGAAAGAAUCUGACAUAGUCCUGACAGUGACAUUUGAACAUCUUGAUGAUGAUGAUGAUGACGAUGAUGGAAGUCCCGUUUGUGGUCCAAAAAUCAGAAAAUCUAUAGAUGAUAACCUAAACAAAAUCAUCAAGGAAUACAGGCCUGGUUUAUCAUAUCAGCACAGUUUAAAGUGUCCCUGUGGUAAACAUUAUUCAUCAAAUAUUAAAGAAGAUGAUGGAUGUGUUCUUAUUGGUUCAUCAAAAGACGUGGAGUGUGGUUGUGAUGUAAAACGCCUAUGCAAAAAAAAGAAACCAUGGAAAUAUCCUGACUUAUCAUUCUGGUUUGACUCAACUGACCCAAAUCACUUACACAAUACACCUGCUGUCUGUGCCAUCAAGUCAGUGUCUUCAACUCAAUUGACUAUCCAAUGGAAGAAACAUACAUCAGAAGUUAAACUUCAGCGUCAGAUGGCAGAUAAGACUGAAUGGGUUGAGGUUCCACAUAAUGGAGGCAAUAGUGCUGAGGAUGAAGGGCUCAAUCCAGAUACUAGAUAUUACUAUAGAAUAAAAGCUGAUGGGAAAACAAGUUAUGCUGUUUUAGGUGUGACAAAAGAUCACUCACACAAUACACCUGCUAUCUGUGCCAUCAAGUCAGUGUCUGCAACACAAUUGACUAUCCAAUGGAAGAAACAUACAUCAGAAGUUAAACUUCAGUGCCGGAUGGUAGGGGAGACUGAAUGGCGUGAGGUUCCACUUAAUGGCGACAAUAGUGCUGAGGAUGAAGGUCUCAAACCAGAUACAAGAUAUUACUACAGAAUAAAAGCUGAUGGGAAAAAAAGUUAUGCUGUUUCAGGUGUACCAAAAG
Molecule: messenger RNA, 1072 nt
Organism: Saccoglossus kowalevskii
Lineage: Eukaryota; Metazoa; Hemichordata; Enteropneusta; Harrimaniidae
Source: RefSeq, a predicted model, not a curated record